Pomacea canaliculata is the source of this 2507-nucleotide messenger RNA. RefSeq names its product WD repeat-containing protein 76-like. Lineage: Eukaryota; Metazoa; Mollusca; Gastropoda; Architaenioglossa; Ampullariidae. Gene Ontology annotation, biological process: regulation of DNA damage checkpoint. The record is from RefSeq and is a predicted model, not a curated record. The transcript has 14 exons. Gene Ontology annotation, molecular function: DNA binding; protein binding. Bases 138 to 1682 code for a protein of 514 amino acids. Gene Ontology annotation, cellular component: nucleus.
CAGACCCUCCUCCAUCAAGGGAACUCACUCUCGACUCACUCUAAAACCAUUUCGCGGGAGUUUUACGUGCUGCAGUAUUCCGAAUGUAGUAAAUACUGUACUACGUAGUUAAAAGCUUGUGAUUGAAAAUCGUUAAUAUGGUCAAUACCAGGAGUAAUAAGAAAAGUGAACCACUGCAGGCCAUCAUUAAAACGAAUGACUCAAAACAGCCCGGUGGCAGAUCUGUGUCAAAGAAGAGACCGCAUUCGCCAGGCCCACAUGAACGCUCUACCUCUAGAAAACCGUUUGUGUCCUCUGAGGAAUCUUCAUCAGGAUCGGAAGAUGAGACAGACUAUGAGAAGAUUCGAGAUAAAAAUCUGCAUGACAACGAACUGUUUUUCGCCUCCCUUGGAAUUCAACAGGCCAAAGAAGCACUGCAUCAGGCCAAGAGUUCUCCCAAAACCCACACUCAUACACGAAGGGAGUCAAAAGCUAAAGCUGUUUUGCCAAGGCGACAGAGCCUAAGAAUCCAACGGCUGAAUCCUGAUGGCGAGGCUCUUCCACCACUACCAGUACCCGAAACACCUUUCCCAGAACACCCCCGAUUGUCAGAAGGUCCCCUUGAGAUGAAAAAGUCUCUUGUCUAUGAAGAUGAAGAAAAGGAUCAUGAGCAGCUUGUCCAGUUUAUGAUAGCUAGCAACAAAGAUGACAGUAAAGUCAGUGACAAUUUACAGUUCAACAAAAUGAAGGCAAGAAAAAUCAAAGUAUGUAAAGAUCGUCUUUUCUCAGUGGCUGUUCACCCAUCAUCCACUAAAGUAAUAGCUGUUGCAGGAGACAAAUGGGGCCAAAUGGGAUUCUGGGAUGUUGAGUCUGAUUACAGCCAUCACCCCACUGUUUAUCAUCCUCAUUCAAGGCCUAUCAAUCACAUCUGCUUUCCAUUCCAUGAUCCUCAGAAAGUGUAUUCUUGCAGCUAUGAUUCUACUCUUCGUUGUGGUAAUUUUGAAACAGGAAUGUUUGACCUGAUUUAUUCAGUGCCAGAAGAAAAUGAUGACUUGUUUCGGAACUUUGACUUCCUUGAUCCAUCAACAUUGUUGCUGUCACAGUUUCGAGGUGACGUUGCUGUGGUAGACACUCGCACCAAAAGCUGUAAAGGUGACCAACUGUUUAUGGUGUGUGACAAGUACUUGAGAUCUGUCAGCGUGCAUCCCAUCAACAAGAAUUUCUUUGUCACUGCAGGAACAGAUCUGAAGGUAUGUGUGUGGGACAUGCGGUUAAUGAAAAGGAAAGGCACCAAACCUUUGCACAUCUUACCACAUGCACGUGCCCCUAAUAGUGCUUACUUUUCACCAGUGACUGGCAGUCAUAUUCUUGACAUUGCGGGAGAUGACACAAUCAACAUCUACAGCUGCUCCAAUUCUUGCAGUGAAGUGCAACGCACAAAACAGAUCCACCAUAACAACCAAACAGGGCGCUGGCUGACAAAAUUCAGAGCAGUCUGGCAUCCAACACAGGAGAAUGUGUUUUUUGUUGGCAGUAUGAAGAGACCACGAAGGAUUGAGGCAUUUAGUGUUGAUGGACGUUUGCUGCAUGAGUUUGAGGAUGAAGAGGUUUUGACAUCAGUGUGCAGUGUUGUGCAGUACCACCCGUAUCUACCAGUCCUGGUUGGUGGGAAUUCCAGUGGCUAUGUCUUUGUUUUUAUGUGAAAUUUUAAGGACAUGAGCUUGAAAAUAUGUGGGCAACAGCAAUUUAAUGGAAUUAAAACGAGUUGUUUUCUAUGAAGGAACCAAUCCUUAGAGUUAUUUUUGAAUAAACUUAUUAUUGAUAUAUCUUGGACAUUUUUUUUUUCUCCACAUACACACACACACUUGCAGUAGCACACAUGCAUGUGGUCAUAAACAUAUAAACGUUUUUUUUUUAAAAUAUACAUUUAUUUUAAAUAACAAAGUAUCCAUUUAACAUACUGAAAAUCUGAAACUGAAUGUAUUAUCUAAGACUUGUGACCUUGAAAAUGUGGACAAAAAUUUUCAAAUUUGGUAGAAUAGGUCAGACCCACAAGUGUUUCUUGUAGGGAUGUAAUAAGGCCAUCAAGGAAAUGUUACAUUAUGCAGUGUGCGUUAUUGAAAGUUUUCAAACUUUUUAUUUAGAUAUGCACAUUGUCAAAUUUUUCCUAUUUUUGCCUGCUGAGACAGCAUAGUAUGUAAAUAGAGUAAUUUGAUCACAUUUGUAGAAUAGUCAAGUUUGUAAACUGGAAUACAAAAGUUUUAUUAAAAGUAUUGUCACCUAAAAUGAUUACCUCACUGCCUAAUUUUUUUAUCAUUUAUCAGUAACAAAUUCAUCACUGCAAAGAAGUGCUUAUUUAAAGCACUUUAAAUAAGACAGUGUUGGAUGAAAAUUUUUUCUUCUGAUUGAAGAAUGCUGUCACCAACUUUUAAGUACAUUUCUAAAUAUGUAUUUAAGGUGAUUUUUCCUGCAAUCAUUCUGUUACAAUUUUCAGAUGAUAAUAGAUUAAUAAAUAUUUACUGAUCACA